This is a messenger RNA of Symbiodinium sp. CCMP2592, 919 nucleotides long. Lineage: Eukaryota; Dinophyceae; Suessiales; Symbiodiniaceae. The record is from the annotation of a GenBank genome assembly.
UUCUCUCACCGACGAUGGGGUGCUGGUAAUCCCAGUGCUGGGUGCUGAUGUGCUCCGCAUUCGUCGCGAGAUGCGAUCCGCUAUAGCAUCGUUUCCCGAGUUCCAGACAGGUGCAAAGCGCUUCGUACUUGGAAGCUUCGGGGCACUUGGAAAUCCGUCCUCGUUUCAUCACCCCUCUGUGCGGAAAUGUCGGCUUCGCUGCUUUCAGGAGGCCUUGGGCGUCUUUCGACAGUACUUGCAGCGUUCUGCGCACGGCAAGCAGAAGAAGCUGGAACUUCUUUGGGAUCGGCUCUGCAUUCGAAAGAAAGGUGACAAGAUGACUGGGGAAACGACACACAGAGAUAUCGCCAAGUAUAAGCUCCGUUCGGAUGAGAUUUUCGGCGGCUGGUUGAACCUGGACUGCCGCCCUCAGUUUUUCCACUGCGUUGCCAGGAGCCAUCGUGAGCUCAGCAGCGGCGCAAGGCACGGCUUCUGCCGCGAAGAGCGCGGUACCAAGAAGAUGUGCCGAAUCGAGAUAGCUCCUGGCUCCCUGGUGAUCUUUUACCAAGAGAUUCUUCACGAGGUGCCCCGCCAAACAUUUGCGGAGGACUCGCUGCGUCUCUUUGUGGGUUGGCGACUAACGGAGUCUGAACAAAGUCUUCAGGACCUCGCAUCUCAAUCCGAUCCAGGCAUCCCGGACACUGCAGCGCUCCUGGAGACCCAGGGCGUUCCUCUACUUCCUAGCGGCCAGUGGCCGCCCAUGUACGCCAAGAGCCACCUCCUCUUCUGGAAGACAGGCCUUCUCAGCUGGUCCGACCGAAACGUUCGCGACAGCUGCAAGGAGUGGACAAAGGUUGGCACCCAGAUGGUGCCCUUGGUGCCACGCUGGUUCCGCAGCUUGCGCUCCCUGAGCUUGCCCAUGAUGCUUUGGCAGCAUUAA